CUCGCGCAUGCUCAGGAGUAGAGGAGGUAAUCUCACGCGCAUGCGCGGCUCAGCCGGCUUGUUAUUUCACAUUGGGAUCCGCGAGCAGAUUCAGCAGCGCCGGUGUCUCUAGCGAUCAGAAGAGCCAGUGGGGCCCCAGGUUCCAAAUUGCGGAACAUUGCGCAUUCUCACUCCUCCUCUGAUCCUGAUACAAAGACCUGAUUAAACACCAAAUAGGAGAGACACAGAGAUGAGAGGGGAGAGUGUAACCGGAUGUUCUUGCUAAGGACUAUAUGAAGAGUGACAUUUCCCUAUAGUGCCAAGGUGUAUGUGGGACCCUCAUCAUGAGUUUUCUGAUUGCUCCUUGCAGAUCUUACAUUCCUAAACCUUUCCAGAUCCUCCUUAUCUUGGGCACCUGGCUUUGCAGCUCAGCACUCACCUCUGUAGGAACCUGGCCUGCUGGUUUCAACUUUUUCUUUGGUACUAAAACGAGGUAUGAAGAAGUCAACCCAUUUCUCCAGAAGAACCCUCUGCUGGUCAUCGGGAAGCAGGACCUUCUGCCCAACACAUGUACCCCCCUCAAAAUAGUGACUGUGAUCAGACACGGCACCCGGUAUCCCACCAACGAGCAGAUCCAGAAGAUGAAGAAGAUGCACGACUUGAUUCUGAAGCAGAAGGGCAUCAGGUCGGAACUGGUGGAGGAACUGCAGCAGUGGGAGAUGUGGUAUGAUGACUGGAUGGAUGGACAGCUGGUGAAGAAAGGAGAGCAGGACAUGAGGAACCUGGCCUAUAGGUUGGCCUCCUUGUUCCCCUUGCUCUUCUCAGAGGACAAACUAAAGCAGAGCAAAAUGACCUUCACCACAAGCUCCAAGCACAGAUGUGUUGACAGCACAAAAUCCUUUAUCAGCGGCCUUGUGAAUGACUACUUCCGUUUCCCUCAGACUCCUGAGAGUGGAUUAAAUGAACUAACUUACAUGGAACCAGUCAUCAACGACACUUUGAUGCGUUUUUUCGAUCACUGCCCUAAGUUUCUGGUGGAGGUGGAAGACAACGACACGGCGCUGCAUGAAGUGGAUAAGUUCAAACAAAGCCCAGAGAUGAAGAAAGUGAUUCAAAAACUCUCCGCUCUUUUAGAUGUGCCGGAACAGGAGCUUUCAGCAGAUUUGAUCCAAGUGGCCUUUUUUAUCUGCUCCUUUGAACUGGCCAUUAGGAAUAUUGUCGAUUCUCCCUGGUGCAGCCUGUUUGAUGAAGAAGAUGCCAGGGUCCUAGAAUACCUUAAUGACCUAAAACAAUACUGGAAACGGGGCUACGGGUAUGAUAUUAACAGCCGGUCCAGCUGUCACCUGUUCCAGCACAUCUUCCAGCACUUAGAAACAGCAGUCACAGAAAGCAAAAGCUCCCAGCAGGUCUCCAUGCCAGUGGUCAUGCAUUUUGGCCACGCCGAGACUCUCUUGCCAUUUCUCACUCUCCUGGGUCUGUUUAAAGACGAGACUUCCCUGAAGGCAGAGAACUUCAUUAGCCAGAUCGAGCGGAAGUUCCGGAGUGGGCACAUUGUACCGUAUGCCUCUAACCUGGCCUUUGUCCUGUACCUCUGUGACAUGACUGAGACCCCGAAUGACAUGACCGAGACCCCGAGAGAGAAGUACCAGGUGCAGCUGCUGCUGAAUGAGCAGCUCCUUCAUUUCCCACAUUCUCAUUCUUCCCUCCUGUUUGAGGAGAUGAAGGAGCUUUAUGGGCACCUCCUGGACGGCUGCUCUAUCUCUAAGGAAUGUGCAAUAGUCAAAGCCAACCGCUCCUCUGAGGACGAGCUUUAAAAUAAUCAAACUGUGAGCGGGGGUGGAAAAAGAGAGGGGCAUGGCCAGUGCCUUUGUUUCUGUAUCAGGGUUGGCCAGGCUUUGGCUGCUCUAGAUGUGUCUUGAGCUACAACUCCUUGUAACCAUGAUCAUUGUAGUUGAGCAAAGUCUGGAUGUGCCACUGGCAACUGGCACUUCCCCUGAGUAACUGAACUUUUUCUAUCAAUCAAUUUAAGACAUGGAAACCAAAAAAAAGGGGUAAUUUAAAAUUAUUUAUAUUCAUUUUAAAAUGAAAUAUGCACACUAUUUCUUGUUGCUAUAAAGUGGAGUUGACACUAAAGUUCCGGUUGUUCCAAUGGGAAAGAGUAUUCAGCUUUAUAGAAUUGUAAAUUGGCGAAAACAGAACCAAGGAAAUGUUGUAAUUUGCUCUUUUUUUCAGUCCGAUCCAUAUUCUGGUAGAAAUAUGAUGUUAGAAGGCGCAUGCCCAGUGAUUGAGUGUGAGGUGCAAAUUCAAAGGAGGCUCCCCAGGUGAGUCUCCAAAAUUAGAAUAACCAAAAAAUCAAACAAAGGAUUGCACACUAUGGAUCAAAAUAAAAAAUAUUUAUUUCAUCAAAAAAAAUAUACAAAAAUCAUACCAAAAUAAAUGAGAACGCGUGGUCUACCUCAGUGGCAAAAAAUAAGAAUUUUAAAAAAAAAGGCAAUCCAUAUUCUGGGCAAAUCUAUCCCAGUACAGUUACCUAUUGCAACCAUUGUUUGAUGAGAGCAAACACCUGAUUGGCUGCUGUGGAUUACUGCACCUGGCUAAAUUUGCUUAGUGUUAGUGCUUAGUGUUAGUGCUUGGUGUCACAUUAUAGACCUGUUCUGACUCAAUAGUGUGAAAUAGCAAAUUCGGAGCCCAUCCCUUUCCAUUGUUUGCAGUGAGGUUACACAUACAUUACACUGAUAUCCCACAGUCUGUUUCACAGCUGUGACAUCAUACCCAAAUCUUUUCCCUCUCUAGAAUUGAAUCAGUGUAAAUACAGAUAAAUUGCCGAAUAGUCUAAUGGAAUGUUGUGUAGGACACCUAUGCUAUGGCUAGUGUACUGACAAUCUAGUGGUGGUAAAAUUAGGAUAAAACUGGCUGUGCAUGAUCCAGUAGACCAGGGGUCCCCAAACUUUUUUUUCCU
Messenger RNA from Xenopus laevis (African clawed frog), 2938 nucleotides. It is a transcript of the gene minpp1.L, whose product is annotated as multiple inositol-polyphosphate phosphatase 1 L homeolog. Lineage: Eukaryota; Metazoa; Chordata; Amphibia; Anura; Pipidae. The transcript is spliced from 8 exons. The coding region runs from base 324 to 1793 and encodes 489 amino acids. Gene Ontology annotation, molecular function: tRNA-specific adenosine-34 deaminase activity; inositol phosphate phosphatase activity; phosphatase activity. The record is from RefSeq and is a predicted model, not a curated record. Gene Ontology annotation, cellular component: nucleus; plasma membrane; cytoplasm.